Mercurialis annua (annual mercury) is the source of this 2195-nucleotide messenger RNA. Its product is annotated as isovalerate--CoA ligase CCL2-like. NCBI's taxonomy places the organism in Eukaryota, Viridiplantae, Streptophyta, Magnoliopsida, Malpighiales, Euphorbiaceae. The record is from RefSeq and is a predicted model, not a curated record. The transcript has 2 exons. The coding region runs from base 283 to 2127 and encodes 614 amino acids.
CAAAUAUGCCUUAAUGUCUAAAAAGGUCCAAAUACACCCUUAAUGUCUUUCAAGUGGUAUGAAAAAACACUUACUGCUAAAAGUACGUUACCUUUCGUUGAGAAAUGUUAAAUGUGUCAUAUAUGGCUAAGGGCAGAUUUGAGCUUCACAUUAGGGGCAAUAUUUAUCCUUUUCUAUAUAGUAUACUAUAGUCAUAAAUAUUGAUUAUAGGGAUUAAUCUCACAUAUAUCUUCAACAAAUCAAUUUCUUCUUUACUUGCACCAAAAAAUAGUUGCAGUCAAAAUGCAAGCUUCUUCAUCUUUGAGUUCAGCUUUCUUGAAUUGCAAGAAAGAACCCAUCAAAAUGAACAAUUUAUUUAAGAAAAAUGCUUAUUCCUCUUGGACUCGAUUUACUUAUGCUUAUUUUAACAAAUUUGAUUCAAAAUUCCCACAAAAUUCUCGAAUACGGUCACGUUUUUCUUGCGAUGGUGAGGCCGAGUCAUGGAAAUCUAUGGAGGGUCUUGUUUGUAGCUCUGCUAAUAAUGUUCCUUUGUCUCCUAUAAGUUUCCUGGAGAGAGCAGCCAAGGUUUACAGAGACAGGACUUCAGUUGUAUACGGUGAUGUGAAGUAUUGCUGGAAUGAGACUUAUGAUCGCUGUCUUAAGCUUGCUUCUGCCUUAACCCAGUUGGGCAUUUCAUAUGGAGAUGUGGUUGCAACUCUGGCCCCUAAUGUUCCGGCAAUGUACGAGCUGCAUUUUGCAGUCCCUAUGGCAGGAGGUGUCCUUUGUCCGCUUAACACACGGCAUGACUCUAAUAUGGUAUCUGUCCUGUUGAAACAUUCCGAAGCUAAGGUUCUCUUUGUAGACUUUCAGUUGCUCGAUGUUGCUAAGGAAGCACUUGAUCUUCUUGAAAAAACAGAAUCAAAACCCCCGAUACUGGUUUUAAUUCCUGAGGCUGAUAGUUUGUUAGCUUCUAAAUGUAGUUCAAAUAAUUACGAGUAUGAAAGUUUAUUGGAAAAUGGAAAUAAGGAAUUUGAGAUUCGACGACCGAAAAGUGAAUGGGAUCCCAUCAGUGUAAAUUAUACUUCUGGGACAACCUCGAGACCGAAAGGCGUUGUUUAUAGUCAUAGAGGAGCUUACCUGAAUUCGCUCGCGAUAAUCGUCCUUCAUGGCAUGGGAGCAAUGCCUGUUUAUCUUUGGACAGUGCCUAUGUUUCACGCCAAUGGUUGGUGCCUCACCUGGGGAGUGGCUGCACAGGGUGGCACCAAUGUAUGCAUCAGAAAAGUCACCCCAAAGGGCAUCUUCAAUAGCAUAACACAGCACAAUGUGACACACAUGGGAGGAGCACCAACUGUGUUAAACAUGAUUGGAAAUUCUCCAGUGAGCGACCAAAAGCCGCUUCCUCAUAAAGUCGAAAUAAUGACCGGGGGUUCUCCACCUCCUCCGCAGAUCAUUUUCAAUAUGGAAGAAUUAGGUUUUGGUGUAUCUCAUAUAUAUGGCCUGACAGAAACUUAUGGUCCGGGGACUUAUUGUGUGUGGAAACCUGAAUGGGAUUCGCUACCUCCGAACGAGAGGGUAAAGAUGAAAGCCAGACAAGGGAUGCACCAUCUUGGCUUGGAAGACGUUGAUGUGAAAGAUCCGGCAACCGAUGAAAGCGUGCCAGCUGAUGGUAAAACAAUAGGUGAGGUCAUGUUCAGAGGAAACACUGUCAUGAGUGGGUACCUUAAAGACUUGAAAGCUACAGAGGAAGCCUUCAAAGGCGGAUGGUUUCGAAGUGGGGAUCUUGCAGUGAGACAUCCUGAUGGUUCUAUAGAAGUGAAGGACCGGUUGAAGGAUAUCAUAAUUUCCGGUGGAGAGAAUAUAUGUACAGUUGAAGUGGAGACAGUUUUGUAUAGUCAUCCUGCAAUUUUUGAGGCAGCUGUAGUGGCACGGCCAGAUGAUUAUUGGGGACAAACACCUUGUGCAUUUGUGAAGUUAAAAGAUGAAUUUGAUGUGAGCGGGGAAGAUAUAAUCAAGUUCUGCCGGGAUCAUUUGCCUCAUUAUAUGGCCCCUCGGACUAUCGUAUUUGAGGAUUUGCCUAAAACGUCCACUGGGAAAGUGCAGAAGUUUAUUCUUAGGGAGAAGGCAAAGGCCAUGGGAAGCCUUUCUUGAAAAUGAAAGGAUGUAUAUAUAGAAACUCAAAUUUACUUGGGGAAAUAAAGAAUUGAAUUCUUACAUAA